GGUACAUACCACCCAUGUACGUACAUAUAUGUAUUAUACACACCUGCAUGCAGCUUCAAACAUUAUUCUUGACAUUUUUCAAACAUUUGUAUUUCUAGUUUGCGCCAUCUUCACAUCUAGACGUUUCCACGCACGUUUUUAUUAUUUAGUUGAAGAGGUCUUUAGUACUUAUUAAACAUUAACACCAGCUUUACCCACUGAAUCAUUUGAGCUGGUUAGCUGCAAACUCGGCAGGUUUUACAAACAGCGUCUUGCCCGCCCUGGCAAGCUUGAGGAAAAGAUGAGUGGUGGUUGGAAUACCAUCGAGUCGGAUGCUGGCGUCUUUACAUUUCUGCUCAAUAACCUGGGCGUACAGGAUGUGCAGUUCGAAGAGCUCCUGACGUUGGAGCCAGACUCCUUGGCUGCGCUAUACCCUGUCCACGGCGUUAUCUUCCUCUUCAAGUACCCGACAGAUACGCCAUACACAUCGACCGAUAAACCACUCGACGGCACCUUCGACCACGACGCAGCCGAACGCAUCUGGUUUGCUGCCCAGACAAUACAGAAUGCUUGCGGCACGCAGGCGUUACUUUCAGUGCUCAUGAAUAAGGAGGGCGAGGUAGACAUCGGCGGUCCGUUACACGAGUUUAAAGAGUUCACCAUGGCACUACCGCCCGAGUUUCGUGGCGAGGCGCUAAGUAACAGCGAGCUCAUCCGCGACGCCCAUAACAGCUUCGCCAAGAGCAGCCCCUUCGUUGACGAGACGCAGCGCACGGGCGGAGAGACCGAGGAUGCAUUCCACUUCGUGGCCUACACACCCGUCGACGGUGUUCUAUACGAGCUUGACGGCCUACAACCGGCGCCCAUCAGCCACGGCGCAUGCACGGCAGAGGACUUCCCCGUCAAGGUCACUGAGGUGCUGCAGCGCCGGGUCGCGCGCUACGACCUUUCAGAGAUCCGUUUCAACCUUCUAGCCAUGGUACGCGACCGCCGGGCGACGGCGCGGGAGCUGGGUGACUUCGAGACGCUGGCUCGCGAGGAGCAAAAGCGCAGGGACUGGCAGUUCGAGAAUGCGCUGCGCCGGCACAACUUCGUCGGGUUCGCGGGAGCGGUGCUCAGCCGUGUUGUGGAUGCGAAGCUCAAGGAGGGUGGCGAGGCUGCGUACAACAAGUGGAUCGAGGACGCGAAGGCGAAGACGAGACAACGGCUAGAGAGUAGAAAGAAAGGGGGUGGGGAUGGGGAUGUGGAAAUGGAUGGUUAGGUACCUAAGGAAGGAAAUACCCAGGCUAGGGGUUAGGAUCAGUCUUGGCUAGAAGGUUCGGGCAGAUUUCGCUACCGUGUAUCCCCAACGAGUGGUUAUGGGCAUGUGUUGGUUCAGGUAGAAUCAUCUCUAAGAUUUAUCGUAGAGAGCCCGCGCAUGUUUACAGGAUAGGUAGUCAUCCCUUGAGACCAUGCUACGAAGCUGAAUCUUACGGUUGUUCAUGGUAGAGUGCCUACAUAACAUACUAACGUACACACUAAGGCUAAUAAGUACCUAGGCAAGUACAAAACUAUCA
Messenger RNA from Hypoxylon fragiforme, 1535 nucleotides. Its product is annotated as ubiquitinyl hydrolase. The coding region runs from base 281 to 1240 and encodes 319 amino acids. Gene Ontology annotation, cellular component: cytoplasm. The record is from RefSeq and is a predicted model, not a curated record. The transcript is spliced from 3 exons. NCBI's taxonomy places the organism in Eukaryota, Fungi, Ascomycota, Sordariomycetes, Xylariales, Hypoxylaceae. Gene Ontology annotation, molecular function: cysteine-type deubiquitinase activity. Gene Ontology annotation, biological process: ubiquitin-dependent protein catabolic process; protein deubiquitination.